Plasmopara halstedii is the source of this 482-nucleotide messenger RNA. RefSeq lists its product as uncharacterized. The transcript has a single exon. Lineage: Eukaryota; Oomycota; Peronosporomycetes; Peronosporales; Peronosporaceae. The record is from RefSeq and is a predicted model, not a curated record. Bases 42 to 230 code for a protein of 62 amino acids.
AUAAAAUAGAGGAUGGUAUGUUUGAUUGGUCUUGAUUUGGAAUGACAAAUCACUUUGAUGCGGAAGAAAUUCUGAGGAGAGCAGACGAGACGACAUUGAAGAUAAUCUUGCGAGCUUGUGACGUUGAACAUAUUUUACAGAGGCGGUAUCGGUAUCUAGUCUUUGCUGCCGCAGGGAACGAUGCUGUGGCUUCGGAACAUGUUGGAUACAGCCAUGUUGUAUUAAUGUAGAAGGUUCGAGUUUGAUAAGGUACUUUUUGAUGUGAGUAUACUUUCACAGACCGGAUGAGUAACGCUAUGAGUUAACUCGAGUACUAUGAGUAAACGUUACUCAUGUAUUUGAGUACUGCCUGCGAAAACAUGAAUGAGUAUACUCAUGGUCUAUGGGUACAGUUUACUCAUGUCAAGAGUAAAUUUACACACGGGAAGCGUAAUGAUGAUUAUUUUUGACCAUUGAACUCAAGUUCCAAUAACCAAUUUGAC